Penicillium cataractarum is the source of this 468-nucleotide messenger RNA. RefSeq names its product nucleotide triphosphate diphosphatase NUDT15. Gene Ontology annotation, cellular component: cytosol. Bases 1 to 468 code for a protein of 155 amino acids. The record is from RefSeq and is a predicted model, not a curated record. Gene Ontology annotation, molecular function: 8-oxo-7,8-dihydrodeoxyguanosine triphosphate pyrophosphatase activity. Gene Ontology annotation, biological process: dGTP catabolic process. The transcript is spliced from 3 exons. Lineage: Eukaryota; Fungi; Ascomycota; Eurotiomycetes; Eurotiales; Aspergillaceae.
AUGACUUCUGCAAAUGAACCCAGAAUCGGCGUUGGCGUAUUUGUUAUGAACUCCGAGGGCAAGUUUGUCCUUGGAAAGCGAAAGGGCAGCCAUGGCGCAAAUACUUGGGCCUUACCAGGUGGACAUCUCGAGUUCGGCGAGUCCUUCGAGACCUGCGCAGAACGCGAAAUUCUUGAAGAAACAGGCAUCCAAAUUCGCGAUAUCCAGUUUCUAACUGCCACGAACAGCGUCUUUGAAGCCGAAGGCAAACACUACGUUACUAUCUUCAUGGGUGCUGUUGUCAGCAAUGAUUCCGAUCAGCCGCAGAUCAUGGAACCUGAGAAGUGCACGGCAUGGGAGUGGGCUUCGUGGGACGAGCUUCGAGCUGAAGGGCAAUUACAGCUGAGCUCUGUGCCAAACCACACGGGGAAAGAACUAUUCCUGCCUUUGCUGAGCCUGAUUGAGCAGAGACCUGAUUUCCGUGUAUAA